Molecule: messenger RNA, 3051 nt
Organism: Anguilla anguilla (European eel)
Lineage: Eukaryota; Metazoa; Chordata; Actinopteri; Anguilliformes; Anguillidae
Product: CCR4-NOT transcription complex subunit 4-like
Exons: 13
Coding region: 257-2617 (786 amino acids)
Biological process (GO): protein ubiquitination
Cellular component (GO): CCR4-NOT complex
Molecular function (GO): metal ion binding; ubiquitin-protein transferase activity; RNA binding
Source: RefSeq, a predicted model, not a curated record
UGUACUGUAAGAUGGUGGCUAGAAGGUGCCGCUGCAACACACUCUGAGGCUGAAAGAAAAGGGCAAGGCAUAUUCUCAACAAAUCAGAUCAGAGCUGAAAAAUAAACGCAGAAAGAAUUCAAGGUGCCUGCUUACACAAAACUUGGGCAGUUUGAAAGAUAACCAUUCCCCGCCCCCCUUGGUGUGAAUUUCCCUUGGAGAGGAAUCCCAGCUAUAGAGAGACAGGCCCCGCCGCACCCAUUGGCCGUACCGUAGGAUGUCCCGCAGCCCUGAGGUUAAGGACGACUCCAUGGAGUGCCCGCUGUGCAUGGAGCCCCUGGAGAUCGACGACGUCAACUUCUUCCCCUGCACCUGCGGCUACCAGAUCUGCCGCUUCUGCUGGCACCGCAUCCGCACCGACGAGAACGGGCUCUGCCCCGCCUGCCGAAAGCCUUACCCAGAAGACCCUGCGGUGUACAAGCCGCUGUCCCAGGAGGAGCUGCAGAGGAUAAAGAACGAGAAGAAGCAGAAGCAGAACGAGCGCAAGCAGAAGAUGACGGAGAACAGGAAGCACCUGGCCAGCGUGCGUGUGGUGCAGAGGAACCUGGUGUUCGUGGUGGGCCUGUCCCAGAGGCUGGCCGACCCCGAGGUGCUGAAGAGGCCGGAAUAUUUUGGGAAGUUUGGGAAAAUCCACAAAGUGGUGAUCAACAACAGCACAUCCUACGCCGGUUCACAGGGUCCUAGUGCCAGUGCCUAUGUCACGUACAUUCGGUCCGAAGACGCGCUCAGAGCUAUACAGUGCGUCAACAAUGUAGUAGUGGACGGAAGGACGCUCAAGGCCUCUUUAGGUACAACAAAAUACUGCAGCUACUUUCUGAAGAGCAUGCAGUGCCCCAAACCGGACUGCAUGUACCUGCACGAGCUGGGGGACGAGGCGGCCAGCUUCACUAAGGAGGAGAUGCAGGCGGGGAAGCACCAGGAGUAUGAGCAGAAGCUUUUACAGGAGCUCUACAAAAUGAACCCCAGCUUACUACAGACCUCAGCCGGGGGAGGGGAGAAGACCAAGGGCAAAUCAGGCUCUUCACAAAGGGCCAACAGCGGCGGCAAAGAGGCGUGGCCAUCGUUACAGGGCUCGGGGAAGACGGCCAAUGGGCUGGCCCCGGAGCACCGCAAGACGCCGCCGCUGCCGGACGGCUGCUCCGACUCGGAGCACAUGACCCCGGACGGGCCCGACGGCGAGCUGGGCCUGGGCCCCGGGGCCGCCCUCUCUCCCUUCUCCUCCAACUGCGACCCCGCCAGCCCCAGCGACAAACCGCCGGAAUCCAUAAGUAUAGGAAACGGCGAAAAUUUACAACAGAUCAGCAGCCGGGACUCCCCCUCGCCCCCCCCGGGGCUCCCCAGGCCCGCCCUGGUGGUCCCCAUCAGCGUGUCGGACCUGACGGCGCGGUCCCCGUUCGAGGGGGCGGCGGCCGAGUCCCAGUCGCUCUUCUCCGACAACAGCAACUUCCGGCACCCCAACCCCAUCCCCAGCGGCCUGCCCCCCUUCCCCAGCUCCCCCCAGGCCAGCUCUGAUUGGCCCACCGCCCCCGAGCCCCAGAGCCUCUUCACUUCAGACACCAUCCCCGUGUCGUCGUCCACAGACUGGCAGGCGGCGUUCGGGUUCGGGUCCUCCAAGCAGCAGGAGGACGACCUGGGGUUCGACCCGUUCGACAUCACGCGCAAGGCGCUGGCCGACCUGAUCGAGAAGGAGCUGUCGGUGCAGGACCAGGGCCCGCUGUCGCCCGGCGCGCUCCACAGCCCCCUGCACGGCCUCCCCGCCAAGGGCCUGCCCCGCUCCGGCCUCCCGCCCCCCAACGCCCACUUCCCAAACUCGGGCCUGCCCCCGCGCUUCUCCCAGCUCCAGCACCGGGCCGUCUUCAGCUCCUUCAGCUUCCCCGGCCAGCGCCCCCGCCACCCCUGGAUGGGGCUGCCCUCCCGAAACAACCUGGCGCACUUGAACCACGCGGCCAACGCCGCCUCAAAUAGCAAUUUCUUGGACUUGAGUUUGUCGGCACAGCACAGUACAGGGCUAGGAGGGAUACCCAUCACAGAAAACAGCGCUUCUGUAGAGAGUAUAAAUGUGAAAGAGUGGCAGGACGGACUGCGGGCCCUCCUGCCCAACAUCAACAUCAACUUCGGGGGCCUGCCAAACUCUUCUUCCUCUUCCUCCUCAUCCUCGUCAUCCAGCGUCAACCACACGGGGGCGCCGGGCCACCCCGGGGGGGUCUCGCACAGUUUAAGCUGGGACGGGACGGCCAGCUGGAUGGACCCCGCCAUUAUCACAGGUAUCCCGGCGUCCGCGGGGAACAGUCUGGAGUCCCUCCAGGACGAGAACCCGCCACACUGGCUCAAGUCGCUGCAGGCGCUCACAGAGAUGGACGCUCCCGGCUCCACAGCCCCCCCCCAGCCCCCACACAGCGCCUCCUUCGGGGGCGCACAGAUUCCCCUCCACAGAGGCGGCUGGACCCCGUACACAGCGCCCCCCCCCAACCCCGCCGGCCCGUUCCACUCCCCCCCGCCCGGCUUCCAGACCGCCUUCAGACCUCCAGCCCAGACCCCCACAGACCUGCUACAGACCGCAGCCAUGGACCGCCACUAGGGGGCAGCGCCACUUACACAGGCCCAACCACAGACACCAAUCAGCAAUUACACAAACAAAUCUAUUAACAAAAUAAUAACAAAUAUAUAUUUUUGUCUUCUCAUUUCUGAUCUCUUUUUGGUUUUUUUUCCCCCUCAAUGCCCUGGUUUUUUUUUCUCCUCCUCCCCUUAUUCAUUUUGACCACGCCCCCCCGGUCCAGCCCCAUGUUCUGGUCCUGUUGGAAUGUUGACCCUGGUUGCUUUUCCGCGAAAGCGUUUGGGAUUACCGCGAGGGUGUUUGAAUGAGAACAGGCACCUCUCCUCUGAGCCUAGCCAGACCCCCCCCCCCCCCCCCCGGCCCUGCGAAAGGAGUGGACUGUAGGUUAUUUUACUAACGGUCAGGUCCAGAUGUAGGCGCCUCCACAUGUUGUGCAAGAAUGGUGUAAAACAAAAAAA